Molecule: messenger RNA, 742 nt
Organism: Brassicogethes aeneus
Lineage: Eukaryota; Metazoa; Arthropoda; Insecta; Coleoptera; Nitidulidae
Source: the annotation of a GenBank genome assembly
GCGGCAGCAAAACAAAUUUUCAGUAUCGGUUGUCAAAGUUUGAGGUUAAUAAUGUUUUCGUGGAUUAUUUUUAGUAAAUAAAUGUUAAUUUCAUAAUUAAAAAAACGCAGAAUUCAGAGUUAAUAAUUCUUUACAUUCCAGUUAUAUUAAAAUGAAAUUUCGUUUUUGCGGGGAUGCCGAUUGCCCUGAUUGGGUAUUGGCAGAAAUAAAUACUUUAUCAAGAUUAUCCUCAGUUAAAGUAAAAUUAUUAAGUCAAGUCGUAGCCAUGGGCUUAAUAAAUCCACCCUUCGAUAUGGAAAAAGCUGAAAAAUUGUUUGCAGAUUCUAAAUUAGAUAGCGAUAUCGAUUUAAAAGCAUGCAUUGCCUGCUUAACUUAUAUAAUAACAUCGGCGACUCGAUUUAAUUGCGAUAGCAGCGCUCUUCAUAGCGAAUUACAACAACUUGGUUUACCGCGGGAGCACAGUACUUCUAUAAAACGUGUUACCGAUGAUCAGAUAACCCAUUUAGCAGCCAAAUUUCGUAGUUGCUCCCUUAAAGUAAAUCCAUUGGAAAAUGUGUCUGUUAAUAUCGAUCCCGAAGUAAAAUGUUUGGUGAUGGAUUUGAAGAUUAAUAAUAAAGAAGAAAAAGUAACUUUAAACCCACACACUUUAAAUGUACUUCUUGAAGAGUUAAAAAAAGUUAAAAGCACUAUGGACGAAUUACAAGAAGUGUAUAUGUAAUGUAAUAAAAAAAUUAAUAAUACA